Aspergillus novofumigatus IBT 16806 is the source of this 767-nucleotide messenger RNA. Its product is annotated as cytosine deaminase. NCBI's taxonomy places the organism in Eukaryota, Fungi, Ascomycota, Eurotiomycetes, Eurotiales, Aspergillaceae. The record is from RefSeq and is a predicted model, not a curated record. The transcript is spliced from 4 exons. The coding region runs from base 257 to 703 and encodes 148 amino acids. Gene Ontology annotation, cellular component: cytoplasm; nucleus. Gene Ontology annotation, molecular function: diaminohydroxyphosphoribosylaminopyrimidine deaminase activity.
AUUGCCUCCGAUUCUUAUCGAUAAGAGAUAAGGGACAGCCCCCAGAAAGGAAGGAGGGGAUUUCCCAACAUGACAUGCAUUGACGCUCAUUGCCAUUAUCGUACCUACUCUAUGAAUACGGACAUCUUUCACUCCAUAUCUAAGUAAUCUAGUAAUUGGUACAAGCUCGGACUCAAGCGAAACAUAUCUGCUCCAAACUCGUGUACUGUGCUUGCUUUCCUUGACACUCUGUACUCACAUCUCGAAACUCUUCGCAAUGGAAUCAGAUGCUGGUUUCAUCGCCGCCUUAGAGGAGGCAAAGAAAGGUGCCGCUGAAGGUGGAGUCCCUAUCGGUGCAGCUCUGGUGUCCAAGGAUGGCAAGAUCCUAGGCCGUGGGCACAAUAUGCGCGUUCAGAAAGGAAGCGCAACCUUGCAUGCCGAGAUGUCUGCUCUCGAGAAUUCUGGCCGUCUUCCCGCCUCCGCCUACGAGGGUGCGACUAUGUACACCACGCUGUCGCCAUGCGACAUGUGUACAGGUGCCUGCAUACUCUACAAGGUUAAGCGGGUUGUCAUCGGGGAGAACAAGAGCUUCAUGGGCGGCGAAGAAUAUCUUCUGAAUCGGGGUAAAGAAGUGGUGGUGCUGGACAACGAGGAGUGCAAGCAAUUGAUGGAGAAGUUUAUGAAGGAGAAGCCGGAGCUUUGGAAUGAGGACAUUGCUGUCUAAGCAUACCGAUAUAAGCAGUCUUGACAAAACGCCUUCGAAUGGAGAUGUGUGCAAAUGAUAUAGU